UCCAGUCUCCAUUCAAAUCACACGACGACCUGAUUAAUGACCGAGACCGACUGUUAAUAGACAUAGAAUUAAAGAUAAAAAAGUAUAGAGAUAUAAAACAGUUAAUAAGAGAAUUAUUCUGGAAGCCCGCCCACCUCCGAACUGGUUGUGCGUCGGUGAAAGAGCUCCGGGUGUGUUUGUGUGUGAAAGGUCGCAGGACGCUUCUGUCAGUGUGUUCGUGUGUGUGAUUAUUAGCCUGAAGGAUGUCGAAGCAGCCGCAGCCCAUCAGUCCGCUGAAGAACUUCUUCGCUGGAGGCUUCGGCGGGGUUUGUUUAGUGUUCGCCGGACACCCGCUGGACACCAUCAAAGUGCGACUGCAGACGCAGCCCAAGCCCCGUCCAGGAGAGUCUGCGCUGUACCGCGGGACGCUCGACUGCUUCAAGAAAACACUGGCGAAAGAGGGUGUUCUGGGGCUGUAUAAGGGCAUGGCGGCGCCCAUCAUCGGAGUCACACCCAUGUUCGCCGUCUGCUUCUUCGGCUUCGGACUCGGCAAGAAGCUGCAGCAGAAAACACCGGACGACGUCCUGACGUAUCCGCAGCUGUUUGCGGCCGGGAUGCUGUCAGGAGUCUUCACUACGGCCAUCAUGGCUCCCGGAGAGAGAAUCAAAUGUCUGCUGCAGAUCCAGGCGGCGUCGGGGCAGGUGAAGUACGCGGGGCCGAUGGACUGCGUCAAGCAGCUGUACCGAGAGAACGGCGUCCGCGGCAUCUAUAAAGGCACGGCCCUGACGCUCAUGAGAGAUGUGCCGGCCAGUGGCAUGUACUUCAUGACGUACGAGUGGCUGAAGUACACACUCACACCGGAGGGCAAGAGCCCGACGGAGCUCAGCGUUCCCAGUGUGUUGUUCGCCGGUGGGAUGGCGGGGAUCUUUAACUGGGCCGUAGCGAUUCCUCCGGACGUGCUGAAGUCUCGUUUCCAGACAGCUCCAGAGGGCAAAUAUCCCAACGGCUUCCGGGACGUCCUGCGAGAGCUGAUCCGGGAGGAGGGCAUCGGCUCGCUCUAUAAAGGCUUCACUGCUGUGAUGCUGCGAGCGUUUCCAGCUAACGCGGCCUGCUUUCUGGGGUUUGAAUUGGCCAUGAAGUUUCUGAACUGGAUGGCUCCAAAUCUGUGAUCCGGAGGGACCGGAUGCGAGACGUCGUACGGAUCGAUACGGGACUGUAGCACAUGUUAAUGAACGUCUCGCUGCUUUAUGAUUUAUUUGAGAGGAUUUUAAUCUGUAAUAUUCAGUGCCUUAUAACAGACUGUGAACCAAUUUCUGGCUUCAGGGAAACUGAAUGUUUAUACUGUAGAAUCAGAUGCUUUAACAGUUAGCAGACCUCCAUCUGUACGCUAGCAUUCAUCCGUUUACUGCCUCCAGCCCUCAUGACAGGAAUUCAGUACACAGUCAAGGCCUGUUCUCUUUUAAUUGUUUUGUUCAUUAUGUUUAAUUCACAGUUAUUAUCACCCCACUUCGUGUACAUAAAUAAAUGUAUAUUGAUCAUUUUCA
Molecule: messenger RNA, 1523 nt
Organism: Cyprinus carpio (common carp)
Lineage: Eukaryota; Metazoa; Chordata; Actinopteri; Cypriniformes; Cyprinidae
Gene: slc25a20
Product: solute carrier family 25 member 20
Biological process (GO): carnitine transmembrane transport; mitochondrial transport
Cellular component (GO): mitochondrial envelope
Molecular function (GO): O-acyl-L-carnitine transmembrane transporter activity
Source: RefSeq, a predicted model, not a curated record